This is a messenger RNA of Exophiala bonariae, 1623 nucleotides long. RefSeq lists its product as uncharacterized. NCBI's taxonomy places the organism in Eukaryota, Fungi, Ascomycota, Eurotiomycetes, Chaetothyriales, Herpotrichiellaceae. The record is from RefSeq and is a predicted model, not a curated record. Gene Ontology annotation, cellular component: membrane. Gene Ontology annotation, biological process: amino acid transport; transmembrane transport. Bases 1 to 1623 code for a protein of 540 amino acids. The transcript is spliced from 5 exons. Gene Ontology annotation, molecular function: transmembrane transporter activity.
AUGGCGCCUUCCAAUAUGCAAGAGGUCCGGAUGGACGACCUCGAGCUCGAGGCAGCUGGCUACCAGCGUACCAUGCCCCGUCGCUUUACCUUCUGGGCGCUUGCUGCAUUGUCCUUCGACCUCACUUGCACCUGGCUCGGCACAGGAUCUUCUGUGGGCAUCAGUCUGACCGAGGCUGGCCCAGCAGGCACUAUCUGGUCCCUCGUCAUUGCUGGUGGCAUGACGAUGAUUGUUUCUGCUGGUAUGGCCGAGCUUGCAAGUGCCUACCCUAUUGCAGGUGCACAAUACUACUGGUCAUUCAUGGUGACGGCCGACAAAUAUAAGCCAUUUGCGUCCUACAUGAACGGCUGGAUGAGUAUCAUCGGUUGGUGGCUGGGAGCAGCAUCCGUGGCCAACUUCGUCGCUUCCAUGAUACUUGAGAUCGUUGCAGUAUGGUACCCAAACUAUGAGAUCCACAACUGGCAUCAAUACCUGAUUUAUGUCACCCUUACAUGGAUCUCGGUUGCUGCAAAUGUUUUUGGUUCCAAUUGGAUUCCGGCUUUCAACAAGAUGCUUUUUGUGGUAGCUGUCUGCACUCUCAGCUCCACCAUGCUUACACUAUUCAUUGUCAGUCGCAAUAACCAUGCAGACGGCUCAUUCAUCUUUACCGAUGCCACCAGUCGCACUGGAUGGUCAAGUAAUGGCUGGUCAUUCAUGCUUGCUGUGGGAAAUGCUGUUUACUCCUUUCUGGGUAGCGAUUGUUCGGCUCAUCUGUGCGAAGAAAUCGCAAACCCGGCGAAAAUGGUACCACGCGUCAUCAUCUGGCCACUUCUAGUGGGCCUAUUGACUGCAUUUCCCUUUGCGGUAUCUCUCAUGUACUCCAUCACCGACUUGGAUGCGGUCUUCAAUACCAAUGCAGGCCUUCCAUUGAUUGAAAUCUACUACCAGGGAACUGGCUCUCGGGUGGCAGCCUCGAUUUUGCUGGCGAUGUUUGCGUUCUGUUUCUUCGGGAACCUGGUAGCUAAUGCUACGACCUCAUCCCGGACGCUUUGGGCCGUUUCUCGUGACGGAGCUCUACCUUACUCUCACCUUUGGGCCCAUGUGCACACAAAAUAUCAGAUGCCAGCAAAUGCAAUGAUGCUAUCCGCAAGUUUCAUCACGCUCUACGGUCUGAUUUUCCUAGGCUCAACCACAGCGUUCUCAGCUAUGGUUAGCACGUGUAUUGUUUUCCUGCAAACAUCGUGCGUCAUCCCACAGGCCAUAGUCCUAUACCGUGGCCGCGACCGCGUUCUUCCACCACGCCAUUUCAAUCUCGGACGCCUUGGUGUACCAAUCAACUCGAUUGCCAUCGCGUGGGUCGUGUUUCUCGAUAUUCUCUACUGCUUUCCAACCUCUCUGCCGGUGACGCCACAGAAUAUGAGUUACGUGUCGGUGGUCUCUGCUGGCCUGGUCGUGUUUGUGGUUUCAUUGUGGUUCACUACCAAGCGGGGUGUGUUCACCGGCCCCAAGAUCGAUAUCGCGCUGUUGACCGAGAGGCGGAAUGCCGCCCUCCAGGGUGACGUUAUAUCGGCUGUAGAAGUCUCUCCGAAAUCAGAGCUAGAUGGAGAAAACUCGUCGAAGGAUGGCAAAGUAUCAUCGAUUUGA